AUGACUAUCCUCGACGCAACCAUGGGUCCUCUGCUCAUCGGAGUGAUCCUCGCUGCCAUGUACUACUACUUCACUCGCUACUCGCGCGACCCCUGGAGCAUCAAGUUCCUUGUUAUCGCCGUGUGGACAACAGACUCCAUCCAUCAGGCAUUGAUAUCACAUACUGUGUAUUGGUACCUGAUCACCGAAUACGGGAACCCCACUGCGUUGACGCUGUUGUCAAAGACCAUCAUUGUCGAGGUGUUCUUCAAUGCUUUCACCGGGUUGUUCGUCCAGAGUUUCUUCGCCGCUCGCAUCUGGAAGUUGAGCGGAAACAAACUCUACCUGGUGAUCCCUGUUGCGAUGCUCAUCGCUGGCGAGUUCGGUACUCUGCAGAUGGAGACGUUCGUCGACCUCGUGCAGAUCAAGGGCCUUUCAAUCAGCAUCAACGCAUUCGCCGCCGCUGGCGACGUGACGAUCGCCGCGAUCCUCUGCACGAUCCUGCACUACUCCCGUACCGGGUUCUCAAAAUCCAACACGCUGAUCAACAGGCUGAUGGUCUUCGCUGUUAACACUGGCUUGCUCACCAGCGUCUGCGCAUGCCUCUCCUUGAUUACUAUCGUAGCUCUGCCGAACACGUUCGUUUACAUCACCUUCUUCUUCCUCGUCGGCCGCAUGUACUCCAACUCGCUGAUGGCGACGCUGAACGCGCGCAAGUCCCUCCGCGACGCGUCCACGCACGACGUCUCCGUCUCGCUGCGCGACAUGCAACCCGCCGCGUCGGCGAACCUCAGCAACAUCGCGCCGUACGCCUCGCGCCGCGCGGACGGCAUCGCGAUCCGCAUCGACACCACCAAGGACACGAAGCACGACGGCGAGGAGGUGCGUCGGUCCCCGUCCCCGCUCUUCUACGAUCCGCGGCCGCGGCUGACCGACGCCCCCUCCCUCCCCUCCCUCUCUCCCUCCUACUCCACGUCCCCGUCCCCGGACGCGUACUGGCAGCAGUCGCAGUACGACUCGAGCUCGGACAAGCGCCCCGUCGAGGAGGUCUAG
Molecule: messenger RNA, 1032 nt
Organism: Trametes versicolor FP-101664 SS1
Lineage: Eukaryota; Fungi; Basidiomycota; Agaricomycetes; Polyporales; Polyporaceae
Exons: 13
Coding region: 1-1032 (343 amino acids)
Source: RefSeq, a predicted model, not a curated record